AUGCCGUCCGUGAAGCCAAUACUUCACCCAUUGAAGACCCCCAAGACCACAAAGUUCCCUUCGGAACUCCAUAAUGAGUCGUCAUCAAGCCUUUCAGACGGUGUGAAACAAGAGGAUGGCAUCUCCACACCGAUCACGCCCCCUGCGGCCUACACCGAAUUCCUCAAGGCGUUCACACCCGUCUUCUCGAGCCCCGCCAGUGCGGGGGUGAGCUUCUCAGGCUAUCAUUUUGACAGAGCUGCCUACUCGCCAACAUCACAGCCGGCCAGCGCAAUCAGCGGCUCCUUUGUCUUCAACGAUCCCGUGCGGUCUGCCACCGCGUCGCUUCCACCACCCACGCCCUUCACGGCACCAGUCUCGGGGCCGAGAAGAGACCCAACGAGUCUAAGACGCUUGCGCAUACCCCAAACACUGCGGUAUUCGCCAACAACAGAGUCCCCUCGCAGUGCGACGACCAUGCGCUCUCCCUACUCACCGUCGGAUUGGAAACUGCGCUAUUUUGAUGCGCCGCGGAGCGCGAGCGGCAGAGUCAGCGUGCGCCAUGUGGUGACUCGCACUGUGACCUAUAAGAGGACGCAGCUCGAAGCCCCGCCGAAGGGGAAGCGAAGGAAGUGUCAGGAGGACAAAGAGUCUUGA
Messenger RNA from Aspergillus clavatus NRRL 1, 636 nucleotides. RefSeq lists its product as uncharacterized. The coding region runs from base 1 to 636 and encodes 211 amino acids. Lineage: Eukaryota; Fungi; Ascomycota; Eurotiomycetes; Eurotiales; Aspergillaceae. The transcript has a single exon. The record is from RefSeq and is a predicted model, not a curated record.